UAACAUCGGCAGCAUCGAUGACAAGAGCCACCUCUAGCCAGCCCUGGUUUACAUUCGUAACGAAGAAGCAAACACUGUUUUUUUGCAGAACUCAUUGAAGUUUUCUCGUGUUUUUCGCCAUUUAACCGAACUAGCAAAAGUCCAGAAUGUCCUUCGUGAAGAACGCCCGUCUGUUGGCCGCCCGCGGCGCCCGUUUGGCCCAAAACAGGAGCUACUCGGACGAGAUGAAGCUCACCUUCGCCGCCGCCAACAAGACCUUCUACGAUGCCGCCGUGGUGCGCCAAAUCGAUGUGCCCUCCUUCUCCGGCUCCUUCGGCAUCCUGGCCAAGCACGUGCCCACUUUGGCCGUCCUCAAGCCCGGCGUCGUCCAGGUGGUGGAGAACGAUGGCAAACUGAUCAAGUUCUUCGUCUCCAGCGGCUCCGUCACCGUCAACGAGGACUCCUCCGUCCAGGUGCUGGCCGAGGAAGCCCACAAUGUCGAGGACAUCGAUGCCAACGAGGCGCGCCAGCUGCUCUCGAAAUACCAGUCAGAGCUGAGCUCCGCUGGCGACGAUAAGGCCAAGGCCCAGGCUGCCAUCGCCGUGGAGGUCGCCGAAGCGUUAGUCAAGGCUGCCGAAUAGACGUAAUCACCACACUACCGCCACCAAUAAACCACAAUCGAUGCUUUGUGUCUGAAAUUAAUAAAACAUAACGAUCACCUUAAAAAGAAAGAGCGUUAUGAAACAAUAAAAAGCGAAUCAUAAUAUCGUAUUAAUGACCCGUGA
Molecule: messenger RNA, 764 nt
Organism: Drosophila subpulchrella
Lineage: Eukaryota; Metazoa; Arthropoda; Insecta; Diptera; Drosophilidae
Gene: ATPsyndelta
Product: ATP synthase subunit delta, mitochondrial
Exons: 4
Coding region: 147-620 (157 amino acids)
Biological process (GO): proton motive force-driven ATP synthesis
Molecular function (GO): proton-transporting ATP synthase activity, rotational mechanism
Source: RefSeq, a predicted model, not a curated record